CCCCAGCCCCGAGCCUGCAUUGCCACGCAGAGCAAGCCCCGAGCGCGGUGGGUGCCCACGCUCAGCUGGGGACGGAGCCCCCCGGGAGAGCGGGAAGGGAGCGGAGAGCAAACUCCGCGCUCGCAGGCAGCCGUGGGCGUUAAACACGCAGGCAGAGAGCGCGGAGGUUUCGCUGCCCCCGUUCCCCCUGGGGACCCCCCCGCAGCGGGGCUCACCCCGGAGAGGUGAGGAUCAAACCAGCUUGGCCUCGAUCGGAGCCGGUGCUGGGCUGCAGGAUGCGGCCGGCGGCUGCUCCCUGUCUUCGCUGCCGUAUUUUUUCCACGCGUGGCUCCCACCCGGAAUUUGGCUUUGUGUGCGCCUCAGCCGGGCUCUUCCCAGCCUUCGUGUCCCGGGCUGUGACGGCGCAGAUCGUGGCAGAGCGGCACAGCGCCCCGUGGCAGGGCACAGGCAGCGUGUCGGGGCUGGAGGCGGUGUGAAGCUCCCGCUGGGGGGGGGGAUGAGGGGUGUUUCUUGCGUUACAGCCCUGAGAGCUACAGUCGGCGAGAGCUGUAAACAGCUCGGGCGGAUUUACUGAGUCGGCAAGCCCGCGGCACACAGUCAGCUCAGCCCCGAUGCUGCGCUCGCUGCCCGCGCGCUUGGAAAGCUCGCGGGGCCGCGGGGCCGGCUCUGCCGGGGGGGCUGCAGCCCUGAAAUCGGGCUGGAGGCUCCGACGGGGGCUGCAGCCCCCUCGUCCCCGCUGCUGCCCCUAAACCCCGUGGCUGCUGCUGCUCCCGGCCAGGCUCCCUGCCAUGGCAGCCCGCGCAUCGCGGCCGGGUGCUGCGCCACGGCGGGGACGUGGCUGGAGAGCCCGCGCCGAGUAGUCCUGGGGGACCCGACCCUGCCCGCGAUGGAGCUGGACAAGGGGGACGUGACCGCGCUCAGCCUGCCCGCCGCCGCCGGCCACGGCGAUGCCGACGGCCCCAUCUGCCUGGAUGUCCCCGACGGCACCCCCGACCCCCACCGGACGAAAGCUGCCAUCGAGCACCUGCACCAGAAGAUCCUCAAGAUCACCGAGCAGAUCAAGAUCGAGCAGGAGGCGCGGGACGACAACGUGGCCGAGUACCUGAAGCUGGCCAACAACGCGGACAAGCAGCAGGCCUCCCGCAUCAAGCAGGUUUUCGAGAAGAAGAACCAGAAGUCGGCGCAGACGAUCGCGCAGCUGCACAAGAAGCUCGAGCACUACCACAAGAAGCUGAAGGAGAUCGAGCAGAACGGCCCGUCCCGGCAGCCCAAGGAUGUUUUCCGGGACAUGCACCAAGGCCUCAAGGACGUGGGCGCCAACGUCCGCUCCAGCAUCAGCGGCUUCGGCGGCGGCGUGGUGGAGGGCGUCAAGGGAGGCCUCUCGGGGCUGUCCCAGGCCACCCACACCGCCGUGGUCUCCAAGCCCCGGGAGUUCGCCAGCCUGAUCCGGAACAAAUUCGGCAGCGCCGACAACAUCGCCCACCUGAAGGACACGCUGGACGACGGGCACCCUGAGGAGGCGUCGCGGGCGCUGAGCGGCAGCGCCACGCUGGUGUCCAGCCCCAAGUACGGCAGCGACGACGAGUGCUCCAGCGCCACCUCGGGCUCGGCCGGCGGCAGCAACUCCGGGGCAGGGCCCGGGGGUUUGGGGAGCCCCAAGUCCAACACGCUGGACAGCCACCACAACAACUUCGACACCAUCCUGGAGGAGCUCCGGGAGAUCAAGGACAGCCAGUCGCACCUGGAGGACUCCAUGGAGGACCUCAAGGCGCAGCUGCAGCGGGAUUACACCUACAUGACGCAGUGCUUGCAGGAGGAGCGGUACAGGUACGAGCGCCUGGAGGAGCAGCUGAACGACCUCACCGAGCUGCACCAGAACGAAAUGACCAACCUGAAGCAGGAGCUGGCGAGCAUGGAGGAGAAGGUGGCCUACCAGUCCUACGAGAGGGCGCGGGACAUCCAGGAAGCGGUGGAGUCCUGCCUGACACGGGUGACCAAGCUGGAGCUGCAGCAGCAGCAGCAGCAGGUGGUGCAGCUGGAAGGGGUGGAGAACGCCAACGCCCGGGCGCUGCUGGGCAAGUUCAUCAACGUCAUCCUGGCCCUGAUGGCCGUGCUGCUCGUCUUCGUCUCCACCAUCGCCAACUUCAUCACCCCGCUCAUGAAGACCCGCAUGCGCAUCCUCAGCACCGCCCUGCUCGUCCUCUUCCUCUUCUUCCUCUGGAAGCACUGGGACUCCAUCACCUACUUUCUGGAGCACGUCCUGCUCCCCAGCUGAUCCGCGGCCCCGCUGCUGCAGCCUGGGGGCUUUCCGUAUCCCAUGGAGGAGGGGAUGGGAUGGGAGGGGGGGACGCAGCAGUCUGGAGCCUUCGGGUCGUUUCUUCGCACACGGUUCGGUCGCUUUUCCGGCCCCCGCUGCGCCUGGCUGCCGUUGCUCGGAGCGUGGCGGAGUCGGUCCCGCGGGAUGCUCAGGGAGGGCGGAAUGGGGAACGAGGAGGAGUUUGGGAAGAAACUGGUCGUUUACGUGGCGGCGGGUUUUUCGAGGGGCUUUAGGCUGUUUUUUAAGGUCACUCGGUUCUGAAAGUCCGUGGGAAGGUCUGCAGAGCCCGCUUUGGGGCUGUCGGGAAGGAUCGAGCUGGACCAAACCUGGCUCCAGGAGUUACUCAGGGCUGGGUUUUUCCUUUCGUCCUUAAAGACCAAGGUGGUAAAAUGUCCGAGGAUGGAACAAAAGCGAAGCACGUGGUGAAGGAGAAAAUGGGUCCAAGGCAAGCGUCGCUGAGCCCAGUGAGCUCGCAGCAGGACGUGCGCGGCUGAGCAGCUCCUGCCGACCCCGCCACCAGCUGUCCCCAGCGCCAGAGACAGCACCAGCACUGGCACGAGUGAGACCCCCCUCUGCUGGUUUCCCUUCAUUUAUUUAUUUCCCCCCCCCCCCCACCCUUUGCCUUUAGUCGAUCUGAUCUCUUCAGGGACACCUGGACUUGCCAGCAUCACGCCUCUGAGUCCUCCAGCCUCUGCAACGUGUCGUGUGUGUGUGCGUGUGCGUGCGCGUGCAGUUUUUAAUUUAAUUCAAGACUCUGUUUCCAUUUGUGAAUCAAAGCUGGUAGUGCCAGGGGAGGCGGGCAGCUGCCUUCCCAGCCCUACACAAGAGCACAGC
Messenger RNA from Cygnus atratus (black swan), 3151 nucleotides. It is a transcript of the gene TMCC2, whose product is annotated as transmembrane and coiled-coil domain family 2. Gene Ontology annotation, biological process: amyloid precursor protein metabolic process. The record is from RefSeq and is a predicted model, not a curated record. Gene Ontology annotation, cellular component: endomembrane system. Lineage: Eukaryota; Metazoa; Chordata; Aves; Anseriformes; Anatidae. Bases 887 to 2275 code for a protein of 462 amino acids. The transcript is spliced from 4 exons.